AUGGAGCUGGAAGGCGAAGAUGGUUCGAAGUUCCGUCUGGAAAGUGGCGAGAAAGCAUUGUUCGGACGAGGUUGUGGUUUUAACACCGACGACCACACUGUCUCCCGUCGUCACGUUUCAUUCCAACUCAACCACUCCGACUCCGACUCAGAGCCUCCUAGGGUUUCGUUCCAAGUCAUCGGCACAAACCCCAUUUGGGUUUUGAACAACACCGACAAAACGCUUAACCUCUUCAAGAAGUUCGAUAAGGGUCACUUGGAACUCGGAGACCGUUUCUGCUUGUCCGGGAAAACACCCAUUUGGUUCAAACUCAACAUACCUCACAUUCAUAUUUCCCAAAUUGACCCUGUUAAAGAGUUUGGCUUUCUUGUGAUGAGACAUGAGUUUGACCGGUAUCCAAAGGGCAUGAUCCUGGACGUGGAGAAUUGGAACUGGUUUCUCGAUGAGCCUAGCAAAGAAAGCGAGGAUGAGGAUGAAGAUGAUUUUGAGGGGAAGAGGAAAACAAAGGGGAAGCGAAAAGUAUUUAAAGACAAUGAGGAUGACGAGUGGACCGGUGAUAGUGAAGAUGAUAAAGACCUUGUUGCUGAGACGGGGAAAGGUAAGAAACCUCUCUACUCCACAAGGUCUAGAGACAAAGGAGGAGCUAAAAGAAAGAAAACAUCUACUGUCAACAAAACUGUUGAAGAAGAUGAAGAAGAUGAUGAUGAAGUCGACGAUGAUGAUGAUGAUGAGGAUGAGACGCUUGGAGGUUUCAUUGUUACUGAUGAAGAAGACGGCGAGGAGGAACAGGACAAUGACGAAGAUGAGGAGGAGGAGGAGGAGGAGGAAGAGGAAGAGGAGUUUGAAGAAGAAGAUGAUGACGAUUGA
Vicia faba (fava bean) is the source of this 867-nucleotide messenger RNA. NCBI's taxonomy places the organism in Eukaryota, Viridiplantae, Streptophyta, Magnoliopsida, Fabales, Fabaceae. The record is from the annotation of a GenBank genome assembly.